AUGUAUGCUUUGGAAGAAGCUUGUACAGUUUGGGAAGGGGUUUUGAUUGAUAAAAAAGAAUCUACUUCAACCGAUAUCCCCUUAGGCAUGGCCAUACAUAACAUAGAAAUCACAGUUGGAAAGGGUGGACAAUUAGCUAGAGCAGCGGGUGCUGUAGCAAAACUAAUUGCAAAAGAAGGGAAAUCAUCCACAUUAAAAUUACCUUGUGGGGAGUUCCGUGUGAUAUCCAAAAACUGCUCAGCAACAGUCGGGCAAGUGUGGCAUGUAGGGCUGAACCAGAAAAAUUUGGGUAGAUUCGGAUCUAAGCGUUGGCUAGGUAAGUGUCCUGUAGUAAGAGGAGUAGUUAUGAACCCUGUAGACCAUCCACAUGGGGGUGGUGAAGGGAGUGCCCCAAUUGGUAGAAAACAACCCACAACCCCUUGGGGUUAUCCUGCACUUGGAAAAAGAAGUAGAAAAAGGAAUAAAUAUAGUGAUAAUAUGAUUCUUCGUCGCCGUAGUAUUCUUUAUUUUCUCUCUUCAUCUUUGGAUUCCUAUCCAAUGAUUCAGGAUAGUAGUAAGGCGGCAGACUGCAAAUCCUUUUUCCCCAGUUCAAAUCCGGGUGCCAUCUCAUCAACAAACGAAUCAAAAUUUCUUAUCUGCUGA
Molecule: messenger RNA, 642 nt
Organism: Lactuca saligna
Lineage: Eukaryota; Viridiplantae; Streptophyta; Magnoliopsida; Asterales; Asteraceae
Source: the annotation of a GenBank genome assembly